Molecule: messenger RNA, 4011 nt
Organism: Exophiala dermatitidis NIH/UT8656
Lineage: Eukaryota; Fungi; Ascomycota; Eurotiomycetes; Chaetothyriales; Herpotrichiellaceae
Exons: 3
Coding region: 1-4011 (1336 amino acids)
Molecular function (GO): protein binding
Source: RefSeq, a predicted model, not a curated record
AUGGCGUCCGGCGGUGAACGGGAAGGUGAAGAGAUGAUGACUCGGGAAAAGAGGCCUUGGUCACCGGAGUCUCCAUCACGAUCUCAGGACGGUCGCCAUCAUGCAAACCUGACGAGCGGAAUUGCGCAAAAUACUACUUACAUCGAUGAGUUCAGCUCAAAAAGACCGAGAUUGGCCGCUAUGACUCCGAACCGCAGUAUUGCUGCUCAGGCGGCGACCUCUCUUCGAAGGGCCAGGCCCCAGCUACAGGACCUGCCAGCUGAGAUCCUUCAGCACAUUUUCAGUUUUGUUGACCCUGUUUCCCUUGGACGGUUGAUCCGCGUCAACAGAUCCUUUCGUUCACUCCUUGAUCCUACAGUACCGCUGCCGCAGCCAUCUGGGCAGGCUAAGCGUCUCAGACUUCGGAGCCAGAAUCUGAUUUGGACCAUAUCCAGGAAUACCUACAUUCAGGGAUUUCCCAGACCGGUGGAUGGGAUGACUGAACUCGAUACCUGGAGACUCGCCCUUUCGCAGGUUUGUCAAUACUGUGGUGCGAAGGUCAGGGGUCAGGAUUUGAGUCCUCCAGAACCAUCUCCCUGGCGCUCGUCUGCUCUGUCGCCUGGUCUACCGUUUGCAAUAUUUACGGCCGACCUCCAUUAUGUGCCUUCCAUCUUCUUGAGGAAUACAUCUCCUCCCCUGGGCGUUCAGCUCACCAAGUUUUUCUUCAAGCCUCAGCUGGAGGAACUGGAACGCGAGCGAGACGAUAUCCAGGGAUUUGGAACUGCCGUCCUGGAGGAGUGGUACAAAGGUUUAGAAGCCAGGGGGCGGGAGCAGAACGCGAUUGCAGCUCGGUUUGAGCUUUGGGCAGUCCAAGGGGGGUUCAGGAAGCCAUUUGCCGUGGCCAGGCGAGGUCUGUCUAAGAUCGAGUUGCCUGGUGGAAUGAGUGUUGAUCAAGAAGAGUCAGCCUUUCAACGUCAACAUGUGCGCCAGGAUAAGUUUUCAUCCCUCUUUGCCGGCGACAGGCCCGGCAGUGCCUCUAAAGGUGAUGGUAUUCUGCAUGGAAUACUAUCGGCGGAUCUGCGUGCAGUGAACGUUGGACCAUCCGAAGCUUGGCAUGGUGAUGCCCAUUCGUCCGUGGAUAUUGAGAUUACCCCUACAGCAGACCCAGUGCGGCACAUCCCGCGACAGAGAGUAGAACGAAGUUUGAAAGAGGCCGAACAAGCCAAGGCUGAACGUCGAAAGGAGAUAGAGCGUCGUUGCAUGGCACUCAAUCCUCCCAUCAUGCCCUCGACUCUGAACUAUAUGGAUGCAUUCAAAGCGGCCAUUAUGAUUUCCCAGCCUCUUAAUAAGAGAGCCUGGGAAACUUUGAAACCGCGACUCCUAGCACAACGUCUAGAAGCGGAACACAAAGAAAUGGUGCCCUUCGGUGCACGCCUAGAAGAACACCACGACUCCCAGGCAAACAAAAGGCUCGAGUCCGAGUUGAAAGUCGCCAGCCGAGAUAAGAUUCGGAAAUAUGCUCAGGAAUUCAUCCACCAGACGUGGUCGGAUGGCCGAGGCGUGACGAAGGCCACGGCAAGUAAAUUUGCUGCAGAGGUUCUUUGCCAUGUCCGCCAACGUUUUGCUGAGGUUAUAGCCCGUGAAGACAGAAUGCUUGCAAUGAAGGGCACGGCCUUUCCACAAGAUGCAGAAUCUCAAGCUUGCAGGAUCUUGAGGCUUGAGGACAUGAAAUGGGCAUUUGAAGAGUUCGUCAAGCCACACACCGAAAGGUUUGGAAAAGAUAUAUUCCUUUGCAGAGUUUGCGACACCAACCAGAAGUUGUUCUCAUUCGAAGCGGUCAUACAGCACUAUGCCGCAAAACAUACAAGCGCCCUUAGUAAUGGCAAUACUGUGGUCUACUGGAAAGCUCUUUGGCCCGUCGAUCCGCCAUUCGACCCGUCUCCCAACAUCCCAUGGGUCCAAGAGGGACUUCACAUAGGUGGACAAAAUACCACUCCAUCCUCGCACGGGCUUCCCACAUAUCCAGAUGCUGCCGCGUAUCGCGCUCAGGAGGAGGAUGUUGCAGCAGGUGCCCACGAAUUCUGGCAGAGAUUGCACGGAAUUUGGGACCUUCCUGAUCCCGUACGACUCUACGUUGUCAUUCAACACAUAAGCUCGAGGUUCUUGAAAAAAUUCCACCACGAGCUCAGCUUUUCUUUAUUCAGAGAAGCUGUUACGCGCCACCCGGAGCUGCAUUUCUUGCGAGAACUCUCCCUUCGCUGUAAAAUCUGCUUCGAAGCGGUCACUGCUGUUCCUGAAUCGGUCACCGCGCAUGAUGCUGGGAGGUACUCAUUGCCGGAGCUACUGACCCAUUUCCAGCUCGCUCACUUCGACAGUGACGAAGCCAGGAGGCAGACACAGACAUCUUUGAGACUGGAUUGGAAACGAGAGAUGAUAGCGCUCCCCAGUCGAGCCGCCAUUCAGGCCCUGAGGCACUCCCCGGGCAUCAAUCAAAACAAACUGCAAGUCAUCUCGGAAGCGUUUCCCGAUUACUUUCCGGCUUCAAUGCCCUAUGUCGGAGCGCUCCUACCAUUGCUAGACCCGACACGCCCGUCUUUGGUUUCGGAAGACUCGUUUUUCAGCAAGCACAACGAACCGGUCAAGGGCCGGGGCGCCAUCCGUAAGUUUGGCGCAGGGUCACAUGUUACCAGUUCCGAAGGGUCUGCUAUCGCUGCUGAAGAUGAAUAUGACCCUCAUCGGCCUGCACUAAUAUUUCGACAGCCUUACCCUCCAGAUCCUCGCCAUGGGAUAAAAUUCAUCCCGAGAGGCGAUGAAAGGCCUAGGGUGUUAUCGAGCUAUUAUCAAGAGCCCCCGGCAUCUCGGGAGUACUAUUAUCGGGAGGUUGACCGUGGAUCAUCUUGGGAUGUACACAGCCGAGACGGCCCGCUGUCCGGAGGCUCUAUGGUCUAUUCGCACGACGAGGAGUCCUCGCGGUUUUCAUACGUCGAGCCAUACAACCGCAACAGCGACACGACUCUGGAUGGCGUUGUGGUAGGCAGGCCUGGAAGCAGGGAUGUAGGGCGAUGGCCUGCACCGCUAGGCGCGGACACGGGAUCACCCAGAGCGAGACCAGUCUCUAAAAUCCGGGCUGAUAGUGACGACCUUGAGUCGCGUGCAGCUGCAGAAUUCCUCGACAGCUUCAAUGCUGUGGCUAUCGACUAUUCUGCGGGACCCGACGUGCAUGUUCCAGCAGCGCGGCCCCGUCGGAAUGAGCAGACGCGUUCGGACUUGGCUCACCUGCAGCCUACCGUUUUAUAUUCGCAGGACGCUAGACACCCCUUUCGGCCUGGCAGCAGGGUAAGUGAGCAUCGGUCUCCGCCGUAUCAGGGCCACAUACAGUCGCUCCCGAUGCGGCAGGGUGGUCGGGAUACAGCGGAUGACGAUCACUAUCGGAGCCAUAGUGCCACCAGGUCCGGCUUGUUGGGCCAGGAACCCUUACGGACUCCGCAGGUGACGAUGGUCGCGGGUGGCGAGCACAGGAGCAUUCUACCAGAGCGACCCGAGAGAAGCCAGGUCGAGAGGACGACGAACGUUAUGCGAGAUAGAGAGGUGACAGCAAAUCCGCGGUACGAACCCAGAUAUUAUCCUGUGGAGAGUGAUUUUCUGCUGGACGGUAGAAGGUAUGAGAUGGUUGGUGACAUCCCAGCCGAGACGUACGCCCGUCCACUUGACACCACAACACGGGAAUAUGAGCAGCAUCGCAAUCUGCAGGGACAAGGAUAUGGCCGCGAGGUCGAGGAGCGAUACUGGUACCAAGAACCCAGUCAUGCGGACUACCUUCGAAGAGGUCCCAGGUAUUACGUGGAUGCUCGCCAUGAACAUAUGCCCCAAGCACCUUUGGAAACAGAUGAUGAAUUUGCCGGAUACGACGACCGAUACGCAAUCGAAGACCGUCAAGUCCCCCGACGGCGGAUUCGGGCCACCGCCGCAGACGACCAUCCAGAACUGACUUAUGACCCCUUCGCCCAGCCGAGACCAUAUGCUCCUCGCUAA